This is a messenger RNA of Tripterygium wilfordii, 733 nucleotides long. RefSeq names its product glycine-rich RNA-binding protein 4, mitochondrial. NCBI's taxonomy places the organism in Eukaryota, Viridiplantae, Streptophyta, Magnoliopsida, Celastrales, Celastraceae. Gene Ontology annotation, cellular component: precatalytic spliceosome; U1 snRNP; U2-type prespliceosome. Gene Ontology annotation, molecular function: mRNA binding; U1 snRNA binding. The transcript has 4 exons. Bases 95 to 550 code for a protein of 151 amino acids. Gene Ontology annotation, biological process: mRNA splicing, via spliceosome. The record is from RefSeq and is a predicted model, not a curated record.
UCAAAUAUCCUGCCGGUCUGCCGUGCAACGCCUGAAGGCUGAAGCUGCUUCGACUGUGGUUUCUCACACAGGUUUCAGGAUACGGAAGCUGAGAAUGAGUGGCAGAGCUGCAACCGUCUCUUUCUCUAUACCCAUCUACGCCACGCCUCUCAGAUACCGUACAAAGUUUAAUUCUCUGAAUUUGAGAGCAUGCCUCAAUGAAUAUCCUCUCGCAAGCAGAAUCAUGAUUAAAAAUUUAUCAUAUUCUACUACUGAAGGUACUCUGCAGUCGGAAUUUUCUAAUUUCGGCCAGAUAGCUGAAGUUAAGCUUGUCAAAGAUGAGGCCACAAAAAAGUCCAAAGGAUAUGCAUUUAUUCAAUACACUUGUCAAGAUGAUGCCAUCCUUGCCCUUGAGAAUAUGGAUCAGGAGGAAUUUGAUGGUAGGAUGCUUCAUAUUGAAAUUGCCAAACCUGUGAGGAGCAGUUUUAAAGGGUAUCCAAUAACCUCAGGGCCGCCACCGAAGACGCAGCGUUUUCCGGAGCAAGAUGAGGUCGCAGAUUGCUGGUACUGAUCAAUUUUUUUUGGAGAUUACAAACUUGGGAUUCCAAGCUUCAUGUAGCAUUAGAGUUGGUGGACAGUCAUUCUGUUUGAUUAGUUGAGUUGAUCAUUGUAACAUAAACUGUGUAAAUGAACCUGAUUUCUUGAUCCAGAACAUAAAGCUUUUACUUCUUUAUUUAGACUAAAAUUUUGAAGU